CCGGGAUGCUUUGCGUUCAUAACCACCCGCCCCAAAAUUUCCCCCACUCAGGGACGGGCAAGAGACCGGGUUUGAUGGAAUUCUCUAGAUCAGGCUCAGAUUCACUGAGUGGGGGAAAUCUUGCAAUCAACCGUAAGAAUUCGCGCGUACGUUUCAAAAUCAUCUCCCUGCCAUUUAGGACUAUAAAAGAAGUGCAUUUAGCGCCUGCGAUAGAAAGAAACGGUUUAAGAGUUUUACCUUCCUUUUUUUCUUGUCCCUGAUUUGAAUCCUCUUCGCUGUUCCACGCCACGCCUCGUGUAGGAAUAUUUUUGGAUUAAAAGGGUUUUGGGCGAUAAAUAUAUUGACGAGUGAAAAAUGGAUGAGACUAUAAGGCAAUUCCAGCAAAGUUUGAUUGAGCUUGAAACUGAAGCUGAGCAUCUUCUUCUAGCCCGACAUCAGUUAGUUGAAAAUGAUAAAGUGAGGAAUGGGAACAGGGAAACACUAACAGCUUUGAGGAAGAGGGCUAGGACAAUGAAAACUAGUAUUCCGUCUCCUUUUGAGUCAAUAAUGAAGGAUAUCGGGAAUCCUGGAUCAAGGCCUUUGGUGAAGGAGGUAUGUGCAAGCUGUGGUGACCAUGACGCAAGUGAGCACACAUGGAUGAUGUUCCCAGGAACUGAUAUCUUUGCUAGAAUUCCAUUUCAUGCUGCCCAUACUAUUUUGGAGACAGAUCAAAAACGACUUGAUUAUGAAGCAAAAAAAUUGCAAAGCUAUGUGAAGGAGAAGUCAUUUCAUAUCUCAGAAAAAGGUGCCCUUGCUGACAAGAUCAGUCCUGGUGUGCUCCGAUCUCUAGUAGCCUUGUCAGACAAACCAAAAGAGCACGGCAAUAGUUAAGACUGGCUGAAGAUGCACAGAUUUUGAUGAUUUUGACGUUAGACAAGAUUCUGAGGAUUCACCUUUUAUUUCUUUGUUAACACGUUUGUGCUUUUGUUGUGAAGGCGUCAAAUUAUGGUGCAACAGUAAGUUCGUGUGGAACAAAAUGAAAUGCCCAGAACUGCUAGCUUCUCUGCAAGGUUAUAAACGGUGGUAAUUCAUUUCAAAAUGAGUCAUUGGCAUGCCAACGGCUUUAUACUAGUUUAAUUAUGUUUAUUGGGGCCCAAAAAAAGGCCUUAAAAUUACAGGUGAUAGUUGUUUACAGCAGCAACAGAUUUGAGCUGAUGGAGGCUUGUAUUUAUGUUUGGCUCAAAAAUGAGUCGCAUUAGUGCUAAA
Molecule: messenger RNA, 1245 nt
Organism: Mangifera indica (mango)
Lineage: Eukaryota; Viridiplantae; Streptophyta; Magnoliopsida; Sapindales; Anacardiaceae
Exons: 6
Coding region: 355-870 (171 amino acids)
Source: RefSeq, a predicted model, not a curated record